Molecule: messenger RNA, 651 nt
Organism: Monosiga brevicollis MX1
Lineage: Eukaryota; Choanoflagellata; Craspedida; Salpingoecidae
Exons: 2
Coding region: 1-651 (216 amino acids)
Biological process (GO): ribosomal large subunit export from nucleus; ribosomal large subunit biogenesis; ribosome biogenesis
Cellular component (GO): preribosome, large subunit precursor; nucleus; nucleolus
Molecular function (GO): protein binding
Source: RefSeq, a predicted model, not a curated record
AUGACGACAACCGGUGGGUUCGCCUCCUCCUUUGUGGAUCUGCUUGGUCAGCUCGCCCGCUGCGCCGAGGCCCGUGGUGUGUACCAGCCGGGGCUGGAUGAGGCCUUUGUUCCUCGGUGGAAGGGUCGCUUUGCGGCGCUGGUCCAUCAGAUGAACGCUGACCACAUCCAGCGCCACUUUGGCGGUGUCUGCCUGCGCUCGUCAUAUAAUAUAUCAGGUCAGAGCUGCCGCAUCGACCUGCACUGCCGCAACCCCUUUCCCGGCGGUGCCUUGGGCCCAGCUCUGCCCGACCUGGGCAUUGACGUGACUGUGCGCACAGCCCAACCCCUGACCACCUCGCAAGCCUGCAUCAAGGUGGGCGUUGCCCUCCGCCGAGCCGAAAAGGAGAAGCGCGACUACUACACCGGUUUCAACCAUGGAAAAACUCUGAUCGUCCCUGCGGCGAUGACGACAACCGGUGGGUUCGCCUCCUCCUUUGUGGAUCUGCUUGGUCAGCUCGCCCGCUGCGCCGAGGCCCGUGGUGUGUACCAGCCGGGGCUGGAUGAGGCCUUUGUUCCCCGGUGGAAGGGUCGCUUUGCGGCGCUGGUCCAUCAGAUGAACGCUGACCACAUCCAGCGCCACUUUGGCGGUGUCUGCCUGCGCUCGUCGUAG